Prorocentrum cordatum is the source of this 1706-nucleotide messenger RNA. Lineage: Eukaryota; Dinophyceae; Prorocentrales; Prorocentraceae. The record is from the annotation of a GenBank genome assembly.
GUUUAGGUCCCUGGCCGCUUCGAGAAAUCGCUGGGCUGUUGCGCUCCGUAGCGAUUUUGGAUUCAAGCCUUGGCCGUAGAUUCGGAUCCUGUCCCGGACGAGCAGCCAGCAAGGGCUGCACCGCGAUAUGGCCGACCAAGCCGAGGAGGACUUGCUGGAGCCCGUCGCCGAGGCCGAGGCGGCGAAGAAAAAGAAAAACAAGAAAAAAAAGAAGGCCGACGAGAAGGACGGCGGCGAAGACGCGGGGGAUGCCAAAGACCAGCCCGACGCAGCGGCCGCGGGCGGCAAGGCAGAGGAUGCCAAGGGCGCCGAGGAAGAGGAGGAGGAAGACGGCGACGACCCGGCCGGCGCUGGGGCCAAGAAAAAGAAGCGGAACAGGAAGAAGAAGGCGGGCGGGGGAGGGGGUGCGGAUGACCCCCCGAGCGGCUCCGCUGGCAAGCAGUUCAGCGUGCCCGAGCAGGACAACACUGUGUUCAGACGGCUGGGCAACUGGCCCGCGAUCGAGAGCUGGCGGCAGUGCCCCGAGCUGAGUGUCCCGGUGGCCGACCAGUACCCCGACGCGGACUACCCGAUAGGGCAGAUUCAGGAGUACACGAAGGACAACGCUUUCCGCACCACGUCCGCUGAGAAGCGGGAGCUGGAGCGGCUCCACCAGUACGACUACGACAAGAUCCGUCUGGCGGCCGAGUGCCACCGCCAGGUGAGGCGGUACGCGCAGUCGUACAUCCGCCCCGGGCUCACCAUGACCGAGAUCUGCCAGCGCUUGGAGCGCAAGACGCACGAGCUUAUCAAGGCCAACGGCCUGGAUUGCGGCUGGGGCUUCCCCACUGGGUGUUCCCUCAAUUGGGUCGCGGCUCAUUACACGCCCAACUACGGCGACAACACCGUGCUGCAGCAGGAGGACGUCUGCAAGCUGGACUUCGGAGUCCAGGUUGGGGGACGCAUCGUGGACAGCGCCUUCACCAUAGCGUUUGAGCCGAAGUAUGACCCCAUCAUUGAGGCCACACAAGAGGGUACAAACACGGGCAUCAGGGAGGCUGGAAUAGACGCCCGCUUCACAGACAUAGGAGAGGCAAUUCAGGAGACCAUCGAGUCUUACGAGAUCGAGCUGAAUGGCAAGUCUUACCCGAUAAAACCUGUGCGCAAUCUGAACGGCCACUCAAUGGAGCCAUACCGGAUCCAUGCAGGGAAGUCCGUCGGGAUAGUGAAAAACGGAGACCUCACCAAGAUGGAGGAAAACGAGUUCUAUGCCAUAGAGACGUUCGCCUCCAACGGGAAGGGAUACGUAGUGGAGGAUCUGGAGUGCUCGCACUACAUGAAGGUGUUCAACGCGACACCCACGCCGCUCCGCGUCAAGAGCUCAAAGGCACUGCUGCACGCCAUCGAGCAGAAUUUUGGGACCCUGGCCUUCUGCCGCCGGUGGCUCGACGACGUCGGCCAGACGCGGCACAUCAUGGCGCUGAAGAAUCUGGUCGACAACGACCUGGUCCAGAGCUACCCGCCCCUGUGCGACCAGAGGGGCUCGUACGUCACGCAGAUGGAGCACACCAUCCUGCUGCGACCGACCUGCAAAGAGGUGGUCUCCCGCGGUGACGACUUCUGAGGGGCCGGCCGCGCCGGCAAGGACCCGCUGCACUCCGGGGCCUCCUGAGGGGACAGCGCCGAGAAGCAGUGCAGGCUAGCAAGGCACGCUCUCCUGACAAAAA